Camelus dromedarius (Arabian camel) is the source of this 4801-nucleotide messenger RNA. It is a transcript of the gene CEP128, whose product is annotated as centrosomal protein 128. Lineage: Eukaryota; Metazoa; Chordata; Mammalia; Artiodactyla; Camelidae. Gene Ontology annotation, cellular component: centriole; spindle pole. The coding region runs from base 502 to 3807 and encodes 1101 amino acids. The transcript has 26 exons. The record is from RefSeq and is a predicted model, not a curated record.
CCCUGUACACUUGCUUCAGCUGGGCGGCUAGUUCAAGUUGCCAUAGCUGCGAGUCUGGGGAGAGCAGAGUCGGUUGCGUCGCAGCGUCCGGUCAGUUACGCCUUCUGGGUCUCUGGUGGCCGGGGGAGCCGGGUAAGGCCUCGGCGAUGAUCUGGCAUUAAGGAACCGGGGUCCUCUUCUGUCUCAGGUGGUUUGGGGAAAGUGUAGGGGCAACCAAAGAUCAUCCACUUGACUAGGCCUUUUGCCCUGAACCUCAUGAAGAAAUGAUAGGAAGCAGGCAUAUGUGCCUAAGAAGAGCACUGAGCUCAGAGGACAGCAACACGGAGUUUUGGGGGUGUGCUUUGAGUUCCAUCAGAUACAGGAAUUGGAAUAUAAUUAUUGCUCAAAGUAAUUGAAAUUAAAAGCUGAAGACUGUGUGUGAACUAGUGAAAUUCAUGCUGGAAAGUGUGAUUUUGUCUUAUUAAAAGUAUGUAAUCCUUAGUAGGGGAUUUUUGUACAUCAAUGGCAGAAUCCUCCAGUGAUUCAGACCACUUCCGGUCUCGUGAUCGACUGAGCCGAAGGGCUGCCAGUUCAAUUCACAGGGAAGCUCGAAGUCGGCCUACUGUAGAUGUCACUGAGAAGGUCAACACUAUAACGAGUACUUUACAGGACACUAGUCGGAACUUGCGACAAGUCGACCAGAUGCUUGGACGGUAUCGCGACUAUAGUAAUGGACAGGCGAGUGCUAUAGAACACUUAAAAGAAAGCUUGGAACAAUCAAUAGGCCAACUGCGGAGUCAACGUUUGUUGAGAAACUCAGGAGGGAGAAGUGUUUCUGUUACAAGUCUGAGUACAAGUGACCUCGAUGGUGGCACCAUGACAGAGAGCCACCAUUUUCCACCUACCUCACCUCUCAAGGACUACGGGGAUCAACAGGGUAUUAAACGAAAUAGGUCCAGAGCUGGUGUCCGAUUCGUUCAGGAGACUGAUGACGUGGGCCAGUUUCAUGCUUUUCAUCAAUCCCUCCGAGACCUCAGCAGUGAACAAGUUCGCCUUGGAGAUGAUUUCAACCGGGAACUUGCCAGAAGAAGCCGGUCAGAUGCUGAAACAAAAAGGGCUUUGGAAGAAUUGACUGAAAAACUUAAUGAAGCCCAGAAACAAGAAGUGGUUUCAGAUCGGGUGGAGCGACGGCUUCAGGAAAUAGAAAGAGAGAUGCGUACAGAAAGAGAGCUGGUGGAAAGACGUCAGGAUCAGCUGGGACUUAUUUCUUUGCAGCUACAGGAGGCAUUGAAGAAGCAAGAAGCUAAAGCAGGCGGGAAUGAGGGAGAAAUGAAAAAUAAGCUAAGACAAACUGAAACUGAGAAGAAUAAACUUGAACAAGAAUUGGAGCUAUCUCGAAGGUUAUUGAAUCAGUCAGAAGGCAGCAGAGAAACACUUUUGCAUCAGGUAGAAGAACUCCGAACACAACUUAUGAAAGCAGAAAGCGAUCAAAAGGGUUUACAACAAGUAUCUCAGAUUUCCAAGCAACAGUCAAACCAUCAGGAUGAACAAGGAGAUGACUGGAGGUUUAGGAGAGGGGUUGAGCGGGAAAAAGAGGAUCUGGAGAAGCAGAUGUCAGAUUUGAGAGUGCAGCUGAACUUCAGUGCGAUGGCGUCUGAGUUUGAGGAAGUGAAGCGGUGCAUGGAGCGAAAAGACAAGGAGAAAGUCCAUUUGGCAGCACAAGUGGAGAAUUUAACACGUGAAUUGGAGAAGAGGGAAAAACAGCAACUAGAGAUGUUGGAUGAACUGAAGGAGAUCCAGAAUCACUUUGAGGCAUGUGACGCCAAGCAGAAGCGUGCUGACCUCCAGAUCUCGAAGCUAACUCACCAUGUGGAGGAGGCAACCAAGCAGGCUGAGCAGUACCUCCUCGAGUUCCAGCAGUCAGAGGCCUUGAGGCAGGAGGCAGAGAAGAGAAGAGAAGAGCUGAAGCUGAAAGCUCAGGAGUCUAUUAGGCAGUGGAAGCUAAAGCAUAAGAAGUUAGAGCGAGCACUGGAGAAACAGUCUGAAUCUCUUGAUCAACUGACAAACAAAAAUAAUCAGAUUCUGAAAGAAAAGGAUGAAUUGAAAAGCCAGCUUUAUGCAGCGUUACAACAAAUAGAGAGUCUUCGAAAGGAACUGAAUGAUGUGUUAACCAAGCGUGCCCUUCAAGAUGAGGAGCUUCACUGUAAGGAGCAGAAACUAAGUGAUAUUAAGUCUCAUCAAGCUGACCUUGAACUAGAAGUGAAGGAUUCCUUGGAUACUAUCCAUAGGUUGGAAAGUGAACUGAAAAAGCAGAGUAAGAUUCAAAGCCAGAUGAAAGCUGAGAAAGCUCACUUGGAGGAAGAAAUUGCAGAGCUAAAGAAGAGCCAGGCCAAGGACAAAGCUCAACUUCUUGAGAUGCAAGAAGCCAUCAAGGACUUGAGUGCCAUCCGGGCAGAUCUCGCUAAUAAAUUGGCGGAGGAACAGAGAGCCAGGAAAGAGGUACUUAAGAACCUUUCUGACCUCAAGACACAGGCAACAUCCAAAGAUGAAGAAACUGCUACAAUUAUUACACAGUUGAAACUAGAGCGAGAUGUUCACCAGAGGGAGCUGGAAGAUCUCACAUCCUCAUUGCAGAGUGUGAAAACUAAGCAUGAACAAAAUAUCCAGGAGCUGAUGAAGCACUUCAAGAAGGAAAAGAGUGAGGCUGAGAAUCAUAUUAGGACACUAAAGGCAGAAAGCUUAGAAGAUAAGAAUAUGGCUAAAGCCCAGCAUUGCCAGCUAGAGAAGUUGAAAUCACAGUACGACAGGCUGACCGAGGAAUUAACGCAGAAUGAAAAUGAGAACAAAAAACUGAAGCUAAAAUAUCAGUGUUUGAAGGACCAACUAGAAGAAAAGGAAAAACACAUAAGCAAUGAAGAAGAGCACUUAAGGAGGAUGGAAGAGGCCAGACUGCAACUCAAGGAUCAACUUCUUUGUCUAGAGACUGAACAGGAAUCCAUUCUUGGUGUGAUAGGAAAGGAAAUUGAUACAGCUUGUAAAACCUUCUCUAGGGACUCAAUGGAGAAAUUGAAAGUUUUUUCAUCUGGUCCUGAUGUCAAUUAUGACCCACAUCGCUGGUUAGCAGAAAGCAAGACUAAACUUCAGUGGCUCUGUGAGGAGUUGAAAGACAGAGAAAACAGCGAGAAAAGUCUACGGCACCAGCUGAUGCUGUGCAGACAGCAGCUCAGGAAUGUGACCGAAAACAAGGAGUCCGAGCUCCAGUGUCUCUUCGAACAGAUCGAAAGACAGGAGCAGCUUCUGGAGGAAAUACAUCAGGAGAAGAGAGAUCUGCUGGAGGAGACUCACAGAAAAGAUGAAGAAAUGGAAUCUCUGCAGGACCGUGUAAAUGCGUUAGAAACGAGUACCCGAGUGGCCUUGGACCAUCUGGAGUCUGUGCCUGAGAAACUGAACCUACUAGAAGAUUUCAGAGGCUUCAGAGAUUCCUCCAGUUUAUCUGAGAAGAUCGAUGGGAGAUUUUCUAAAUACAGAGUCCACAGAGCAUCUCUUCAGCAGCGCCAGGAUGACGCCAAGUACAGAAUCCAAAGCUUCAAAGAUGACAGAAACUUUGCCGAAAGUUCCCAGACUCCCGGGCUAGAUCCGUCAUCCUCUUGGCAGGAUCACAGUCGCUUCUGGUCUAGUCCACGAUUUUCACACUUGAACUCAUUUACCCAAAGAACAGUUGCUCCAGAUUCACCAUCAGUCAAGGAAGAUGCCGCAAGUUUACUGAUGGAUGGAACAAGUCCACAGUCCAGAAAGGAAGAGUACGAAAGCAAAAGAAGCAAAAUGUAAUUAGUUGCUUUACAUGCAUGUUAUUGAGAUAACAGCGUCACUGUUCCUGCCAGAUUUGGCCCAGAUUGUCGAGCAGACACACUGCAGCUUCUGCUCAUCAGCAUGGCCAAACAUUGACUGAAAUAACAGUGCAGUUGGUUUUGGUGGAUGAUAUAAGUUAAACCAAUCCAAAUAAUAUCAAUUCAUGAAUGACAUGCAGCUAACUUAUUGGCAACUUACACCAGCAGAGAAAGAAUGUUAUUUUUCACUUUGCAUUUUCCUUUUUCAGGUGUGGUCAGUCACAUUUUUCUGACCACACUUUGGAUUUAUAAUUGAGGUCUUUCAAAAAUUACUGGCUAAAAAAGAAGGAAAAUGAGUUCCCCUUGAGGCAGAAGUGGCCAGCACUUUUAAAUUCAGGGAGCGUUUAUAUACAAUUGAUUUUUUUUAUGCUUUCUCCUUCAUAAAUUAUCAUGUGUUAUAACAUGUCAUGGAGAUAUGCAGAUAUAACAUGAGACAGUCCACUUUAUAAAAGCUCAAGAUUGUUACAUCCAUCAUCUCAGCAGUCUAUUACUACAUGCAAUAUCUUAAAAUUAUUUCCAAUCAUCCAUUUUUUAUAGCAGUAAAGAAUUGACAAAUGAUAUCUGAAUUGUAGAGCUGUAAAGAAUUCAUAGCACAAUUUAUUUAUUUGUCUUUUGUGGCCAAAUAUCCCACCGUGAUCUCUCCAGUCAUAUCCUGGACCAUCUUUGGUUUACUCUGAGCAAAAUCACAGCACUGAACUCCUGUGUCUAUGAGAUUUAUCUGCCAAGAGUUCUAAUAUAAUUUGGUACUGUCUGCUCUCGACAACUCACCCUUUCUCAACAUCAGAGUGUUUUUAAGAACUUAUCCUCGUUAUAUGCUGGUCUACCAGUGGAGAAAGAUUUCUAUUAAAUGUUAAAUAAUAGUAAACAUCCAGGAACUAAAUCCCACUGGGUCGUGAUAGAAAGGUUCUGAACAGAGACAAGGACAAUAAAGCAAU